GACGGUGAGUUACAAUUUCCUGGCGACUUCUAGAGCAACACCUCCCCGAAAGCCUGAGCUUACAUCAGCUUCUUUAAUUUGAGAUAACACCCUCGUCCUCUCCGGUCCUGCCCCGUGAUAGCCGCUCUCCUCCGUCGCACCUUUUUCUGCCUGACCACCUCAGGUCAAUCACAGAAAAAUGUCUGCAAAGAUCACAAAAGAGGAGUUGGAGGAGAUGAGGACGACCUUUGGGAAAAUUGAUCUCGACAACGAUGGAUUUAUCUGUGAUGAUGAACUCAAUGAGCUCCUUAAAGAGGCAGGCCAUGUGCGGCCUGGGUACGUGGUUCGCGAAAUCAUCCAGAAACUAGAUCGCAACAAGGAUAACAAGAUCAGCUUUGACGAGUUUCUGUCGAUCGUCCUGGAGCUGAAAGGCAGUGAAAUAGCAAAAACCUUCCGUAAGGCCAUCAACAGAAAAGAAGGCAUCCUGGCCAUUGGAGGGACGUCCGAGCUGUCGAGCGAAGGCACACAACACUCGUUCUCUGAGGAGGAGCGAUUUGCGUUUGUGAACUGGAUCAACACGGCUCUGGAAAAAGACCCUGACUGCCAACAUGUCCUGCCUAUGGAUCCCAACACAGGCUCCCUGUUUGCAUCUGUCGGAGAUGGCAUAGUUCUCUGCAAAAUGAUCAACCUGUCAGUUCCAGACACUAUUGAUGAGAGAACCAUAAAUAAGAAGAAGCUGUCGGCGUUUACAACACAGGAGAAUCUGAACCUGGCCCUGAACUCAGCUUCUGCCAUCGGCUGCCAUGUGGUGAACAUCGGUGCUUUAGACCUGAAAGAGGGGAAACCUCAUCUGGUACUGGGUCUGCUGUGGCAGAUCAUCAAGAUUGGUCUGUUUGCCGACAUCGAGCUCAGCAGGAAUGAAGCUCUGGCAGCGUUACUGAGAGAUGGGGAAACUUUGGAGGACCUGAUGAAGCUGUCUCCAGAAGAGCUGCUGCUACGCUGGGCAAACUUUCACCUGGAAAAUGCUGGCUGGCAGAAGAUCAACAAUUUCAGCAGUGACAUCAAGGACUCAAGGGCCUAUUUUCACCUCCUGAAUCAAAUCUCUCCAAAAGGCACAGAAGAAGACCAGCCUCGCAUAGACAUCAGCAUGGCAGGCUUCAGUGAGAGAGACGACAUGAAGAGGGCAGAAGCCAUGCUGCAGCAGGCCGACCGGCUCGGCUGUCGACAGUUUGUCACCCCAGCUGACGUUGUCAGUGGAAACCCCAAACUCAACCUCGCCUUUGUGGCCAAUCUGUUCAACAAAUAUCCAGCACUGACCAAACCUGAGAAUGAGGAUAUUGACUGGGGAUUGUUGGAAGGUGAGACGAGAGAAGAGAGGACUUUCCGAAACUGGAUGAACUCAAUGGGAGUGAACCCACAUGUCAAUCAUCUUUAUGGAGACUUACAGGACGCCAUGGUCAUCCUUCAGCUCUAUGAGAAGAUUAAAGUGUUUGUUGACUGGAGCAACAAAGUCAACAAGCCGCCUUACCCCAAACUGGGAACCAACAUGAAAAAGUUGGAGAAUUGUAACUACGCGGUAGAACUGGGCAAAUCAGCCAAGUUCUCCCUUGUCGGCAUCGGCGGGCAGGACCUGAACGAUGGCAACGCUACCCUGACUCUGGCACUGGUGUGGCAGCUGAUGAGAAGAUAUACAUUGAAUGUACUGGAGGAACUGGGGGAUGGACAGAAAGUAAACGAUGCCAUCAUUGUAAAGUGGGUGAACAACACGUUGGCAGAGGCUGGAAAAUCCACCACGAUUGCAAACUUUAAGGACAAGGAGAUCAGCAGCAGUUUGGCAGUAUUGGAACUGAUAGACGCCAUUCAGCCCGGCAGCAUCAACUACGACCUGAUAAAAACUGGCAGCCUCUCUGAAGAUGACAAGCUGGAAAACGCCAAAUAUGCCGUCUCCAUGGCGAGGAAGAUCGGAGCCCGUGUCUACGCUCUCCCAGAGGACCUCGUGGAGGUCAAACCCAAAAUGGUGAUGACAGUCUUUGCCUGCUUGAUGGGUCGGGGGAUGAAGCGGGUCUAAGAGACUGGCUGGGAUCAGUGUGACACUUACUUAACUUGUACCCACAAGCCAUUAGAGUUUUAAAAGAGCUCCCCCAACUGAAGGAAAUGAAGAAUGGUUUUCUAUUUGAAUGAGAAUGAUGAAGUCAGAAUGAUUUGCAUGUGUCCCUGCCUCUUUUGACUAACAGAGGUGUUUACUAAAGAAUGAUGUGCUGUCCUCUUUAUUUAAAAAUCCAAAAUACUAAAUUUUCGAAAACAGAUGGGUCUCGUGUUACAGGCAACAACUUGUUACUUUCAAUAUCCAGAACUCUUAAAUAAUGUUUGUUUUUUAAAGCGAAUAUGCAUAUUUCCAGCUGCAAGGUUGUUUACAUAUUUUUACUCAGACUGAUAAAGUAAAUUAUAUCCUUGACUAAGCAACACACAUUCCUGAAUUCAAUGCUGAUGA
Paralichthys olivaceus (Japanese flounder) is the source of this 2470-nucleotide messenger RNA. Its product is annotated as plastin-3-like. Gene Ontology annotation, biological process: actin filament bundle assembly; actin filament network formation. Lineage: Eukaryota; Metazoa; Chordata; Actinopteri; Pleuronectiformes; Paralichthyidae. The record is from RefSeq and is a predicted model, not a curated record. Gene Ontology annotation, cellular component: cytoplasm; actin filament; actin filament bundle. Gene Ontology annotation, molecular function: actin filament binding; calcium ion binding.